Macrobrachium nipponense is the source of this 651-nucleotide messenger RNA. RefSeq names its product H/ACA ribonucleoprotein complex non-core subunit NAF1-like. The transcript has 3 exons. The record is from RefSeq and is a predicted model, not a curated record. Bases 1 to 651 code for a protein of 216 amino acids. Lineage: Eukaryota; Metazoa; Arthropoda; Malacostraca; Decapoda; Palaemonidae.
AUGAAGGGCAUCUCCCCACCGCCAGCAAGACAUCGAGAACGACAACCAUCGCCCAUGAGACGACCACCAGGUGAACCACGUAUUGAUCCAAGAACAAAUCGACCACCUCCACCACAAACUCUUCAACCCUCCCCUGCAGAACACCCAAACCUCGUUAUACCUCCAGCCUUUGCACCGCCGACAACGCCGAUUCCUGCUCGUGUUGAAGCAGGAACACAGACGGAAGAAACCACGGUCGAAGAAAUGAUUACAGAAGGACCUACAUACAGUGAAACAACAACCCAGACCGAGGAAAAGCCAGUAACUUCCGUUCCACAGGCCGAAGCAGCAACGCAAACAAAGCAAGUAAAAACCGAUAACAUCUUCGACACAGGAACCUAUGACAAAACCAAGCUCCUGAUGACAAUUGAGGAAUUUAGAGCAUUCCUGCACAGAACUCUCUACGACAAUGGUCAUUAUAGUAAUAGGAAAGAGCUAUCCAAGAUCAUCGAUGAAGCCGUAAACAUGGAGGUUUCGCUCCCAGAUGAACUCCUCACAAAGAAAGACCGCGAUCUGCCAAAGAUUUUAAAGGAUAUCUUAGACGACUACGACUACUUGCUAUGGAGACAUAACCCCUCGAAUCCAAUAUCCUCUGAAGAGAUGAAAUGCUAA